ACCAAAUGCUAGAGACAGUCAGCGCUGACUUCGCGUGCAUACCCAUUUCUUCAUCUCUUGGGUAAAAUCUCGGGGGUUUGGGUUUUUUCUCUCCCCCCCUAUUUCUAAAUAUUCUCGUGUGCAGUGGUCUCCCUUUGUUUACGUUUGUUGAUCUUUGUUAGUCCAACUUGAUUUCAUUGUGGAAUCCAAUUGAUUGAGAUACUCCAACGGACGUGUCACGUGUCUUUAAAGUCACAUGACUAAAGGGCUAGCUACUCUGGUAAGACUACAUGUGUUUGUUUACCUUUGACAACUUCUGAGAUUCGUAAAAAAAGAUCUGAGGACGGAUAUUUAUCUAAUUGAUAAAUUCACAGAUUCUGAAUAAACAAGGUUCAACCAAUUUGGAAAACCACUUGGGGGAUCCCACCCUGAGGGCACCCGAGUUAAACUCCAUCGACACACUCUGCGAACUCCCACCUUCAACGCACCCAUCAAGCCAACGGAUGGAAUAAAUACAAACUCUCUAACCAAAUUUUUUUUCUGUGUGUGUCUUUCUGGCAAGUUGAAUCAAGACUAACCUCAAAGCCAAAACUCAUUUCACGUGUUGACACGUCGGCAUAAACAUCUAACUGGCCAGAUCCUCGCUGGCAACAUUCUUUCUAAUAUCUUGACCGGAGAUUUAAUGGUACGAGGACGAUAGGGGAAAAAAAACACAGAAAAAAACCUAGACUGUCAACCUGAAAUAAAAAAUAGCUGAUAUAUGUUCGAUGUUAUUGACAACUUGGGUAUAAAUCUCGGAACAAUUUCUGGGGUUAAAAGUAAUUAUAGUGACUUUAGCGGAGAGAUUGUUUUAACAGUAUCAAUUAUAGAGUCUAUUGUAUUGUGGAUACAUUGAAAUGUUUAGACUUAUUCAAUACAUAGUCUCGAAUCUUUGAAGAAAAAUAAGUUCUACUAAUUUAAUUAAUUUUAUUCAAAUUAAAAUUUAAAAAAAAGAGCCCCAGUUAAUUACUUCGUACCGAUAUCAAAGUUCGAUUUUAAUUAGCUAUUGAUUAACUUGCCCUUUACAAAAAAAAAAUAAGUUGAUUAAUUAGCUUAUUGAUUGAUCUAGAAAAAAAAAACAACACGCUGGCCUAUAAAGUUGCGUUGAGGCCGUGAAAUCAAUAAAUUACUCACAUACUUGCAUAAGCUUGACCAUCUGUUACUCGUCUGAGACAAUGCGCACCUUUCCUCGUCAGCAAAACAAUAGGUCACAGCUUCAAAACUGUUACUCACUGUACCACUGAAGGUGUAUAAGACUUGUGCGUGUGUGUCCGAUCAUGCGUGACCUGUGAGUCAAUUCUUCUGUAUGGAUCAUAAGUCGCCGAUGUUCUAGCCUCUCAGUUUGGUUAACUUUUUUUUUUGUUUACGGCGGUGCCCUAAACUGCCCUAAACUGCUGCCCAGAUACGUUCACAGGAUUACCGAGAGAAGGUGGCUUUCUUAAAAUCCAGCCAGAUUCCAGCCCUCAAGGCCAGCAUGCCCUCCAAGAAGGCGUAUGACCUGGUGUCUGAUGACGGAUAUGAUAGUAGGAUACCUCUCCACAACGAGGAAGCGUUCCAGCAUGGGCUCCAGUUUCAAGCCAAGUAUAUCGGUACCCUUGAUGUCCCACGACCUAGCAGUCGAGUGGAGAUAGUGGCCGCCAUGCGACGUAUUAGAUACGAAUUUAAGGCCAAGGCUAUCAAAAAGAAAAAAGUCAUUCUGACCGUGUCAGUUGAUGGAGUCAAGGUGACACUUCGUAAGAAGAAGAAGCCGCAAUGGUCGAUUGAAGAAAAUAGACUUCUAGUCAUGCAUCAUCCAAUCUAUCGUAUAUUUUACGUGUCUCAUGACUCGCAGGACCUUAAGAUCUGGAGCUACAUAGCCAGGGACGGACCAAGCAAUGUGUUUAAGUGUAAUGUCUUCAAGGCUUACAAAAAGAGUCAAGCUAUGCGUAUUGUAAGAACCAUUGGUCAAGCUUUUGAAGUGUGCCACAAACUAGGUGGGCAGACUCGGCCAAACUCUGAGGUCAAAGAGGACACUAGUGACCGCUCCUCAGAGGACAAUGAGAGGAAAGUCUCUAAAAAUUCUAGCGGGCAGGAGAAAAAAGAAAUAAACACUGUUGCCAAAAACACAGAGACCAAUAAAGAGAACCACAAGCCGAACCCGCCCAACGAGCUCAGUUUGAAAAACAGCCAACACAAUCUCCCAGCGUUGCCCAUGAAAUUGUCUACGCCCCUGAGUUCCCCAGUGAUGUUGGGUAGCAGCAACGGAGAUUGUAGCACGACUAGCAGUAGCAGCGAGAACUGCAUGCUACCUCUCAGCCAGCACCACCAGCUACAGCUUAUUAGACAGCAGCUGGAGCAGCAACAGCACCAGACGCAGGUUGCCAUUGCUCAAGUGCAUUUACUGAAGGACCAACUGUCUGCUGAAACAGCUGCAAGAAUUGAGGCUCAGGCAAGAGCUCACCAACUUCUCCUCCACAACAAAGAUCUUCUGGAUCAUGUCUCGCUUCUAGUCACACGUCUGCAGCAGCUGGAAGUCAAGGUCAAUGGAGUCAACCCACACAGCGUGGAGCCUUUCCACGCCCCUGCGCAGAUUCCACCCCUGCCAGAUGCAACCACGCCCAGGCCAGCCCCUGUCUACUUGCCAGACCUCAGGCCGUCGAAUCAUUUCAUUGAUGGGGAGAUUAUGGGCGGAGCUAGCACCUUCACCAACACCAAGGCGGCGGGACUGGAUGCCGACUCCCCAGACAGCGGGCACAAAGAAAUGUCAUCAGAGAGCUUGUCUUACAGUCUGAGUAAUGGCGACGUGAAUGGUUGGCUAAACCCGUAUGGGCCCGCCUCCUUGACGUCAUCGCACGAUUCAAGUCGUCAUGACGAGAACGGCUGGGCCACGCCUACUCCCUUGUCGUCAUCUUCUCCUCCUUCCUCAUCCCCUAGCAAAAGCAGCACUUUGAAGGCGGGAAGCACCAACAGCGUCGAUCGUUCUGGGAGCACAGGCCCCGCCCCUUAUAUCCCACACUCCGCCUCCUUCACUCCGGACUCGUACUUGUGCAGAUCGCCCAACCUCUACAAGACGUCCGUCGGUGGCUCGCCCCACAAGAAGGAGGCGUCCGAAAAGGUCAAACUUAUCUCUCCUCUAGCGUCCCCACAUGGCUCCGCCCACGGACACAGCAUGGACUACAAAGUCAACACUGCACACCAAAUAUCAUCCUCUUCUUCAUCGCUCGCGCACUCGCUGGCACACAUGCCCCCGUCUGGAAUGGCACCAAAACUAGACCCGCCUCCAAAGUUCAGGAGAACCUCGCGGCCGAUGGAGAGGUGGGAGCGAGGUAGUUGGUACAUGGUCGACCCUCCCGGGGCUUUCGCCGCUGACAACGACUACUACCCCUCCUACCCUAGUACCGCCAACAACGCCAACGGUGUUCUGAUGAGGUCUCACAGCCGCACUAGCAGUAGUAGUGCCAGCAGUCUCGCCACAUCCGGGGCAUUUCGCUACAGCGAUUCCAGUGCCCGCUCUUCGAUCUACAGCGACAACCGCGAGAGCGCAUCCUCCAUCAGCUCCCUUCGCCAGAAGCUGGAACUGCGCGUCAAUGACCUGAACAACAGCCAGCACAGCGGGAAAUGGAAGACAAGACUUAGUUACACUUCAGACGACAACAGCGACAACUCCGGAGACUUUACAACGGCCAAUUCUCACAAUCAGUGUCGUGAUCCAGAAAGACUGGAGUCUUUAAGAAGCUGAAUGCAUUAAGGUUUUCACCUUUUAUGAAUCAUUAUUAUUUCAUUGAAAUUGUAAAACAUAAUCGCUUAUGUGUGUCCAUGACAUUAUAAAUACAUUCACCUUUCGUGUA
Messenger RNA from Biomphalaria glabrata, 3845 nucleotides. RefSeq names its product carboxyl-terminal PDZ ligand of neuronal nitric oxide synthase protein-like. The transcript has 12 exons. Lineage: Eukaryota; Metazoa; Mollusca; Gastropoda; Planorbidae. Gene Ontology annotation, molecular function: nitric-oxide synthase binding. The coding region runs from base 1493 to 3736 and encodes 747 amino acids. The record is from RefSeq and is a predicted model, not a curated record.